Molecule: messenger RNA, 847 nt
Organism: Photinus pyralis (common eastern firefly)
Lineage: Eukaryota; Metazoa; Arthropoda; Insecta; Coleoptera; Lampyridae
Product: glutathione S-transferase 1-like
Exons: 3
Coding region: 111-761 (216 amino acids)
Biological process (GO): glutathione metabolic process
Molecular function (GO): glutathione transferase activity
Source: RefSeq, a predicted model, not a curated record
GCGGCUGUGUGCGUUUGUGGGAUUUCCGACGACCGUCAAUGGUCGUACAUAUUAUGCGUGUGCAUCCGCUGCAAGCUUAGUUUCGUAUCUUCAACCGACGACAAAACAAUAUGUCCCCUAAGUUAUACGUUAUCGACCUCAGCCCGCCAGUAAGGUCAGUUUAUCUGACAGCUGCAGCUUUGGGAAUCACUCUAGAACACGUUGAGUUGGAUUACUUUGCCGGGGAUCACUUGAAACCAGAAUUUAUAAAGAUUAACCCUCAGCACACACUGCCUACAUUGGUUGAUGAUGAUGGUACGAUCGUAUGGGAUAGUCACGCUAUUAACGCAUAUUUGGUAUCGAAGUACGGAAAAGACGAUUCGCUUUAUCCAAAAGAUUUCGCCAAACGUGCUUUAGUGGACCAAAGGCUACAUUUCGAUUCCGGUUGGGCUUUCCUUGGAAUGAGAAACAUUGAGCCCAUCUACUUUCGAGGAAGUAAAACGAUCCCAGAAUAUCUUAAGGAAAACGCCAAUAAAAUUUACAACUUUUUGGAGACAUUCUUGGAAGGGAAGAUGUGGGUGGCAGGUGACAAUAUCACCAUAGCUGACUUCUCCUUAAUCUCAAGCAUAACCUCCUUGAACGUUUUGGUUCCAAUUGAUUCAGGCAAAUUUCCGAAGGUAGCGGCAUGGAUUCAACGUUCAGAACAACUUCCAUACUAUGCAGUUAAUAAAAAAGGUUUGGAGGAUUUUAAAACGAAUAUUGAUAAUAUGUUACGGGCAUAGCAUACGUAAUCCAUCUGCACUUCAACGGAUUGUCACUCACUUGUCGAAAAUCCAUAAUAAAGCAUUGAUUUGACUUUUUGUUCUUA